This is a messenger RNA of Cyprinus carpio (common carp), 3042 nucleotides long. It is a transcript of the gene meis1b, whose product is annotated as Meis homeobox 1 b. The record is from RefSeq and is a predicted model, not a curated record. Gene Ontology annotation, molecular function: DNA-binding transcription activator activity, RNA polymerase II-specific; RNA polymerase II cis-regulatory region sequence-specific DNA binding. Gene Ontology annotation, biological process: brain development; embryonic pattern specification; positive regulation of cell population proliferation. NCBI's taxonomy places the organism in Eukaryota, Metazoa, Chordata, Actinopteri, Cypriniformes, Cyprinidae.
UUCCGGGUUUCAGCAGUCUGGUCCAGAUUCAGCUGCUGAGCCGCGUUCAACACACACUCAUUGUACACAAACGGGGAAAGGCAGCUCGCAGCAUCGAUCGUGGCUCCUUUAAGAAAAACUAAGCCAGAAUUAUCAGCCCACCUCCUCUUGAUCUCAUUUAGAAGCUAUUGCAUAAAAAAUCAACUCAGGAGCCGAGACUGAUCAAAGAAACGAGAGAGAGCUUCAUUUUUGUGCGUUCGAGUAGUAUUCUCGUUAGGGGUGCUAACCAGUGGAAGCGCGCAGAGGAUCAUCAUUCAUUCAGCACUUUGACAAGCUCGCGUUUGAUUGAUUGACAGCCGGAGUGGCAAAAAGCCAUGAGAUGCGCUAGUUUUGUUUGAGGGGCUAUUUUCAUACUGCUUUGGAAAAGAAGAUUUUGCUCGAUCCUUGUCGCUGUCCACGGGAAAGAAAGCGAAGGGGACCUAUUCGCUGAACGCGUCUGGCUGAACUUGUGGUGAAGGACUGGCUUCAUCGCUCGCUUGAAAGAGGCAGUUGGAUUUUUUGGGAAAACAUAUCCCACGUUUGGAAUUUGCGUGCUUAUUUCCUAUUCACCCUGGCCUCAUAGGGGAUAUAUUUUUGAUUAAAGGAAGCCGAGGGAGUGUGGAGGGCGAUGGCGCAGAGGUACGAAGAUAUAACCCACUAUGGGAUGGACGGAGUAGGAAUCCCGAGCACGAUGUACGGGGACCCGCACGCCGCCAGAUCCAUGCAGGCUGUUCACCUGAACCAUGGGCCCCAGCUCCACUCCCACCAGUACCCGCACACAGCCCACACCAACGCCAUGCCGCCAGGCAUGGGCUCAUCCGUCAAUGACGCUCUAAAAAGAGAUAAAGACUCCAUCUACGGGCACCCGCUGUUCCCACUUCUAGCACUGAUUUUUGAGAAAUGUGAAUUAGCCACUUGCACACCUCGAGAGCCCGGUGUGGCUGGGGGCGAUGUGUGUUCAUCAGAGUCUUUCAAUGAGGAUAUAGCAGUAUUUGCAAAACAGAUUCGAGCAGAAAAGCCGCUAUUUUCAUCAAAUCCCGAGCUGGAUAAUUUGAUGAUACAAGCCAUUCAAGUUUUACGGUUUCAUCUUUUGGAGCUCGAAAAGGUACAUGAACUUUGUGACAAUUUCUGUCAUCGGUACAUCAGCUGUUUGAAGGGAAAGAUGCCCAUCGACUUGGUUAUAGACGACAGAGAAGGAGGAUCAAAAUCAGACAGUGAAGAAAUUACAAGAUCAUCGGGGGCCCUUGAUCAGACUUCAUGGAACAGAGACCAUGACGAUACAGCUUCUACACGCUCCGGAGGAACACCAGGACCAUCCAGCGGAGGACACACAUCGCACAGCGGUGACAACAGCAGCGAACAAGGUGACGGAUUGGACAACAGUGUGGCGUCACCCAGCACAGGAGACGAUGACGACCCGGACAAGGAGAAGAAGAGGAAUAAAAAACGUGGUAUCUUCCCUAAAGUGGCGACCAACAUCAUGAGGGCAUGGCUCUUCCAGCACUUGACGCACCCCUACCCUUCAGAAGAACAGAAAAAGCAACUGGCACAAGACACCGGGCUCACUAUACUACAAGUGAACAACUGGUUCAUUAACGCAAGAAGAAGAAUAGUGCAGCCCAUGAUCGACCAGUCCAACCGUGCAGUAAGUCAAGGAGCUCCCUACAACCCAGAUGGUCAACCCAUGGGAGGCUUCGUGAUGGACGGCCAGCAGCACAUGGGAAUCAGACCACCUGGACUACAAGGCAUGCCAGGGGAUUACCUGUCACACAGUGGCCCGGUGGGUAUGGCUAUGGGGCAACCAGGCUACGGCGCCUCCCAGAUGCCCCACCACCCUGCUCAGUUGCGGCACGGCCCUCCCAUGCGUUCCUACAUCCCUGGACACCCCCACCACCCAGCGAUGUUAAUGCAUGGAGGACCACCUCACCCUGCCAUGCCCAUGUCAGCCUCUAGCCCCCCUAUGUUCAAUCCAGGAGACCCUACCAUGGGAGGACAAUUCAUGGACAUCCAUGCCCAGUAAUUUACUAAAACGGAUUCUUUAAAUGACUGCUACAGAUAGACGAGGAGCUGCGAUUGGUUUUUCUGGGGCUUGCCAAGCACAGAUUACAUACUGACUUGUUAUCGAGACUGAGGAGCUUGCAUCUUGGCUAUAGAUUCGGACCAAGAAAAAAAAGCCUGAUAUCUGUAUACUAUGGGACACUUUAAAAGGAGGUGCCCUUUGCUUAGACACAAAAAGAGAGUGAGAGAAAGAAAGAUUGAAUUUAUUACUAUAUCAGCCUCUAAAGGGGAGGGAUAAGGACAUACUGUAUACUGUUGUAAAAUUGCAUCGGACUUUCAUAAGAACUGGGAAAAAAGUAUUGUAAAUGCUAUCGUAUUGUUCUGCAUAUUAUGUUGUUUCUAAUAGAUUUUUUUAAAAAAGGAUGUGAACUUUUUUUUCUUUCCACACUAUGUGUGUGCCAUUUCCAUAGACUUUUGGCCUCCUCCAUAAAUCACUUUGCGUUUAAACAAGAAAAAAAAUAUAUAUGUGAAUAAAUCAAUAAUUCAUUGAAUACAUGUUUGCCAGGCCAUUUUUUGUCCUGCGGGAGGGUGGAUUUCCCAUGACCCAUCAUGGCCUUAGAAGGAAACUGAGUGCUAUCCACCUGUCUGAGCCACAUCCUCCUGCCUUUCAGGAGGCCUCCAUUUUGCAUUCCCAAUUUGUACAUGAUAAUGGAACUGCCCCCAAACCAAAUUAUUUCCACUUACCUUUACUGGACGUGUGAGAAGCUGAAUGUGAAGAACAUUUGUGUGUGUGUGUGUGUGUGUGUGUGUGUGUGUGUUUGUGUUUGUGUGUAAAGCCAACCCAUCAAACUUUCAGCUAAGUUAUAAAUGGGAUUUGGGAUUCAAAUAUGCUUUUGAUUAAGCAAACCUGUUUUGGGGAUAUUGGUUUAACGUCUUGCUAUCACUUGUUUGAAUUUUGAAGAGUUUAUGUAUACAUUGUAAAUGAAUAAAUUUUGUGUAAAAAGAGGGGGAACUAUUUUUCAUAUA